Messenger RNA from Catharus ustulatus (Swainson's thrush), 2296 nucleotides. RefSeq names its product P2Y purinoceptor 1-like. The coding region runs from base 49 to 1104 and encodes 351 amino acids. Gene Ontology annotation, cellular component: membrane. Gene Ontology annotation, biological process: G protein-coupled receptor signaling pathway. NCBI's taxonomy places the organism in Eukaryota, Metazoa, Chordata, Aves, Passeriformes, Turdidae. The transcript has a single exon. Gene Ontology annotation, molecular function: neuropeptide receptor activity. The record is from RefSeq and is a predicted model, not a curated record.
GAGCUGAGGGAGCCGCGGCCCGUGCCGGAGCACACGGCGUGUGCCCCCAUGGCUGCCAGCCCCACGGCCGCCGAGGCUGUCCCCGCCUGGCCCGGCAAUGGCACUCGGGUUCUUUGCCCCGUGGAUUCCGCCUUCGCCGUGCGCUUCCUGCCCGCCGUGUACCUGACCGUGAUCCCCCUGGGGCUGCUGGGCAACGGGCUGGGGCUGUGGCACCUCUGCACAGGGCCCCGCCAGCCCCUCAGCCUGCUGGUGGCCAACCUGGGGCUGGCCGACCUGCUCUAUGUCAGCACGCUGCCCUUCCUCGUCAGCUACUACCGCCAAGGCAGAGUGUGGAUCUUCGGGCAGCCCUGGUGCCGCCUCACCCGCGGCCUCUUCCACCUCAACCUCUACGCCAGCAUCGGCUUCCUCACCUGCAUCAGCAUCCACCGCUACCGGGGCAUCGUGCACCCGCUGAGGGCGCGGGGCAGGUGCCAGGGCGCGGCCUCCUCGCUGUGGCUCAGCGUCACGGUCUGGGUGUGGGUCAUCGCACAGAUCGCUCCCGAUCUUGCCUUCAGCAAGACAAAUGCCGAGGGGACGCAGUGCCAUGACACAACAGGACACGAGCACCUGGGCUCUUACUUUCCCUACACCUUUGGUGUCACCGUGACCGGGUUUGUCAUCCCGUUCCUCAUCAUCAUCGGGUGCUACUGCCACGUGGUGUUUGUGCUCUGCAGGAACGACAGCGUGGAGCCCAGCCUCAGGAGGAGAAGCAUCGCGCUGGUGGUUCUCGUCAUGGUUCUUUUUUCCAUCUGCUUCCUCCCCUACCACAUCUUCAGAAAUCUCAACUUGUUUUUUCGCUGGAAACCACAAGAGUCCUGCACACAGGCUUCAAAGGAUAUCUACAUUUCCUACCAGGUGACUCGGGGCCUGGCCAGCCUCAACAGUGCCCUCAACCCCCUGCUCUAUGUGGUCACCAGCAAAGACUGGAGGUCACGAGUGAGGACCAUCCGCCAGAGUGCCAGGCAGUGUCUGAGGUCAUCCUUCGGGAACAAAACCUCUUUCCAGGCAGCUGAGAAGAGCAGGGACAUCACUCUUUGUGAGGGGGAGGCUUCUAAUGAGCUCUGACACCUGACACCCGCGCUUCUGCAGCAUCAGCUUGUGCUUGGCCCCUGCCUGGGGCAGCCCCUCACCUCGACACCUGCUUUGCAGAGAUGGUGACAGCAGCGUCACGGGCUCCGUGCACACAGGGGAUGGACAGGACUGUCAGCAUCAGAGAGAAAACUGGGACCACAUUUCAACAGCAAAACUACUCAACCCAACCAUUUUGCCUACAGCACGCCUGGAGAUGGAAAGAGAUGAUCGUGUUUGCUCCAGUCCAGAGUAUUCCCUCCAGCCUCUCAUGCAGCAGUCUGAGCUGGUUAACAUCCCCUCUGUGACUGAGGGAUGGAUGGCAGGGAAUGACACCUUGUCCCUCCACUGCCUCCUCUCUGCUCUGCUCUACAUGGGUUUGAGACAGGAUUCCCUCUUUCACCUAAGGAGAGGUCCUGUGUGGCAGAACAGCUGAGAGGGCGAGUUUUUGCAGUGGGGGAAGAGCUUUGGAAAUGGCAAUAUUCAUUAAAAAAUCGGGUUUUAAGUGCGUUACUAAGCUGUUCCAGUUCCUGGGUGACUGAGCUGUUUCAGGAUCUGUGGGAUCCUCUACUGCCCACCUCCUUUGCAGAAGAAAAAGACAUUUUUGGCAUUACUCCCUCUCUUUUGCAAGAGCACGUAGCAGAGCUAGCAAAUGGGCAUUUUAAAGUUUUUGAAGGCUAUUGGUUGGGGUUUUAUUUUGGAAGGUGAAUGAUUGCAGUAGCCUGAACUCCUGCUUUCAGUGGGUAAAUGCCAGGAGAGUUUGCAAAUCUUCAGGUGAGUGCUUGCAUCUUGCAUUCAGCCUUGCAAAGGCAUUAGAUGUGACUUGUAAAAAUUAGAUGUGCAAGUAAAAAGAGAAGCAGCGCUGGUGUGAAAGCUUGUGAAGGCAGAGUGUGAAACAAGGGCAGCUAUCUGUCAUCACCAGGGGCUGCAGAUCUCUUUGGGGUGAGCAGAGGCUCCCAAGCAACAUUUUAGUUUUUGAUCUUGGUGCUACCCACUACAAACAUUUCAAUUCAAUAAUGUGAUUUGCAGCAACAGCAGCUUUUGGAGCCUAGCUGAAGGAAGUGGACUGAGAGUUAAAAUCAGCCAUUUCUGGGAAAGCACUGGCCCACAGACGGAUGUUGUGCUCUUUUCCUGACAUUUAUCUCUGUCAGCUGCUCCUCACACAGACCCACCUUAGCUGGGCAGUGGA